AUUCGAAGUAAUUUUGAAGUAAUCUAAUUGAAGAAGUUUUUUUGCCGAAGUACUUGGUAACAAAGCGGAAAAUGGAGCAAAAGGCGCGAUCUGUCAGUCUAGGAAGACUUUCGGACGGGAUUUAACAUUUAUAGUGCCAAGCAUACCCUAGUCCCUACGCAUUACUGAUCAAUUUUCAUAAUUUGAGGGACUAAUAGCCUUUGUUUGCUCGACAACCUCAUCAUUUACUUCAUUGCAACAUUAAUUGGCUCUUAGAAGUAAUACAGCAGACUGACAUCAUGUCCUUCGGCUGCUACAAGCCCGAUGUGAACACCGCCCUCGGGUGUCGGCAGACCACUGCUAACAUGGGCCUCAGGGAGCAGCGGUUGAUGACCGAGAAGUUCGGACGAGAAGUUCGAAAUCCGAUUACAGGCGAGCUGAUGUCCUACGGAAGCUCCUCGAGCAAUGACCGCCAUCGGAACGAACAAAGCAGUGUCUACAGUGCGGGCGAGGGCUUCAAUGCAGCAAGUGAAGCCGACGCUGCUCGGUGGGACAGCUGUUCCGGAAAAAAAGUAAAAGAUUUUGAUACAAGAGUGCCUUGGCCUGGCUGCUUCGUUGUGAAAGAUUUCUAGUUCCUGGGACAAUUACAGAAGAACAAUAUGAUGAACCAUUACAGAAAAAUUGUUGAUGAAUUAUUCAAGAUUGUAAAUGUAAUUCGAUUUGAGUUGUACGUUGUUCAUUGGAUUUCACAGGUAUGUUCAAUCGAUUUUCUGCUCAUUUUCCUCAGAUGAUGCCAGAGCAACGACAUGUUGGGCACUUAAAGCGUAAUUUUACAGUACAACACGAUGACAGAGCGAGCCAGAUGGAGGCAUCGAGAAUAGCGGAAGGAAACCUCCGAACCGGCUCGAUGUUACCAACGGAGUCUGCAACGACGCGUACUUCUUGCUAUUUCACUCACUAAGAGAAGCGAUUUCAGCCUGGUGGAAGCCUGUCGAAUAAACUUGAACUUCAGCAUGAAUAUCAUUGAUAAUAAAUAUACAACAAAAUCGACUGCGAUGUCACCCUUGCAAUUACGUCAACAGCAAUGAAUGACAUCAGGACUCGAAAAUUUCCAAGAAGAUGCAUGUCGUUGUAAUAAAGUGGCAUUUCCAUUUACGAAUACGAGCACAGAAGUAUAUUAUCGAUACUCAUUAUCAUUUUCUAGAUGACUAUCCGUCUUCCUCCGCGUCAUCAUCGGCGUCUUCUGUAGGAGGCGUUACACGCUCGAAGAUGUCGCAUGCGGGUGGCGACUGCGGUGCAUACUUGAAGCCAAAGUUAUGAUUGGGAAUAAUUUGGUGAAUGAUCUUUAAACGUUGUGGGUAGCGUUGUAUUAUUUCGCGGGCUGCUGGGUGAUAUACACAGCGUGGAAGUAUGUGAAAUGGUACGCGUACAUAGUAGUACUUGAAACUGAACAAAAUAUAUAUCGGACAUCUCUAAGAGCCGAUCAACUUGGCCCGGGUCUGGUCGCUCUGCAUGGCGGCGGCGAUCCGUUUCGGCAGAACGAGCAGAACGCAAAAUUGGGCGGCGCCAGUCCACGAACGCAGAAGACCCGUGGCGCGAAUAGCCGUAUGAACUUGCGGCCUACAGAAUUCGGUUAUAUGGCUUCUGACCCAGUGCGCGGGGAGGCCAAUGCCGAGAGACUUGCUGCCCAUCUGCUACGUGAGAUCCCAGCAGCAAAAUACUGGAAUGUCUUCAACGAUUAGGUAGGAUAUCUAUACGCUUCAUUUCCACCAAGAUCGAUAUCUUUAUGAUAUUCGUUUCGGUUUAAAAUGGCAGCUGGUGCGGCACCGAAAAGGAUUGGCUUGCUGGCGAAUUUUCUUUUUUCGCUGUACAGCUACCUAAUGUCUUCGGCCGAAUUUUGAAGGGCUCAUUUUUCACUCGUUGUGCUUGCAUUUGGAUUGCUUGUGGUUGGAUGCCAUGUGAUUUGUAGGUGCGACAGUUGCUCAUGCGAAUCAAUGGUAUAGUGGUGACUUUUUUGUUUGGCACUGUCUGACUGCGCCACAGUCAGGUAGUAAAAACUCCGAUAU
This is a messenger RNA of Amoebophrya sp. A25, 2045 nucleotides long. Lineage: Eukaryota; Dinophyceae; Syndiniales; Amoebophryaceae. The record is from the annotation of a GenBank genome assembly.